CGGCUCUGCAGCGAGCGAGUGGCACCUCGUAAUAACGAAGACAUACCAGUGUCAGAUCCGUAAAUUACUCACAAGCCCUAACACUCUCUCGACUCUCACGCUCAAUAUCGUGGGUUUUCCGCAUCCUUCUUCUCUCCUCAGAAUCAGGAUCGUUGCUUCCACCUCCGCGACCUCUCUCGGGUCACUGUCUUGAGUUCAAAAUAUGGCGGAUGGAUCACAGCAUCCAUCAAUACUCCGGAAGAUGCAUGGGCAAUCAUAUUUCUUCUCUCAGAUUUCUCCCAACUUGCAAUCCAGGAAUGCUGGUUUACAAAAUGUGACUAGUGCAUACAUGAAUGGAGGUCUGCAGAGUCCUCUGUUGGCAGCAUGCCAAGGCACUGGCCUGGAAAUUGUAUCACCGCUAUCCCCUCUUUUUGUACAAGCUCCCUCGGAAAAAGGUUUUAAAGGUUUUAUGGUGGACUUCCUCAUGGGAGGAGUAUCUGCUGCUGUAUCCAAGACCGCUGCUGCUCCAAUAGAGCGAGUUAAGCUCUUGAUUCAGAAUCAGGACGAGAUGCUCAAAACUGGUCGACUUUCUGAACCAUACAAGGGAAUUGGUGACUGCUUCGCAAGAACUAUCAAGGACGAAGGCAUUAUUGCUCUUUGGAGAGGCAACACUGCCAAUGUGAUCAGAUACUUCCCAACCCAGGCCCUUAACUUUGCUUUCAAGGAUUACUUCAAGAGUUUGUUUAAUUUCAAGAAAGAUAAGGAUGGUUACUGGAAGUGGUUUGCUGGGAACUUGGCAUCAGGUGGUGCUGCUGGUGCUUCAUCUCUUCUGUUUGUUUAUUCCCUGGAUUAUGCUCGAACACGUUUGGCUAAUGAUGCUAAAGCUGCCAAGAAGGGUGGUGAAAGGCAGUUUAAUGGCUUAAUUGAUGUUUACAAGAAAACCCUCCAAACUGAUGGCCUUGCUGGGCUUUAUCGUGGAUUCAACAUCUCAUGUGUGGGCAUUAUAGUUUACCGGGGGCUCUACUUUGGGAUGUAUGAUUCCCUGAAACCGGUUGUUCUGGUUGAUAAGUUGCAGGAUAGUUUCUUGGCGAGUUUCUUGCUGGGAUGGGGGAUCACCAUUGGUGCAGGAUUGGCCUCUUACCCAAUUGACACCGUUCGGAGAAGGAUGAUGAUGACUUCAGGAGAAGCUGUCAAGUAUAAGAGCUCCCUUGAUGCAUUCUCUCAAAUCGUGAAGAAUGAAGGUCCUAAAUCACUCUUUAAGGGUGCUGGAGCAAACAUCUUACGAGCUGUUGCAGGAGCUGGAGUGCUCGCCGGCUACGACAAGUUGCAGCUCGUUCUUCUUGGUAAGAAAUAUGGUUCUGGCGGUGGUGGUUAAUAUGUCCAUGGUGAUGAUGAUGACGUUGAUAAAGUAUGGUAUGGUUAUUUAGGUUAAUUAUGUGUUGUUUGGAACAUUUUGUACGAACUAUGGUGCCUUUGAUAUAUGUCUCCGAGUUUUUUUCAUACUAGUCCUUACCUAUAUGCAUCUUCAUGCACUAGAGCUGGAGAUUUUAUUUUAGUGGCCAUUUUGGAGAGAAGUAAUUAGACAAUGGUUAGUCAACUGUGAUGUGUUUGGGAACGUACUCUUGUUUGUGGCUUUCAAGUUAUUGCAAUGAACUAUUCUGAGAAUUACUUA
This is a messenger RNA of Rhododendron vialii, 1651 nucleotides long. Its product is annotated as ADP,ATP carrier protein 3, mitochondrial. The transcript is spliced from 4 exons. Gene Ontology annotation, molecular function: ATP:ADP antiporter activity. Gene Ontology annotation, cellular component: mitochondrial inner membrane. The record is from RefSeq and is a predicted model, not a curated record. Gene Ontology annotation, biological process: mitochondrial ADP transmembrane transport; mitochondrial ATP transmembrane transport. Bases 203 to 1354 code for a protein of 383 amino acids. Lineage: Eukaryota; Viridiplantae; Streptophyta; Magnoliopsida; Ericales; Ericaceae.